Molecule: messenger RNA, 1281 nt
Organism: Lactuca saligna
Lineage: Eukaryota; Viridiplantae; Streptophyta; Magnoliopsida; Asterales; Asteraceae
Source: the annotation of a GenBank genome assembly
AUGACGCCAGUGCUUCGUCGUCUUCUGCUGUUCAGAUUGGUCGAUGGCCUUUCGGUUCUUCCUGAGUACAUUGAUAAUGGUGACUGUAGCUGGGUGUGUGAAUAUUGCGGUGCGUUUUUCUGGUACGUCGAGAGGACUCCUAAUAUGUCCACAGUUGCUCACCCAAGGUAUAACCAUUGUUGUAGAGGUGGUAGCAUUGUUCUUCUGUAUCCGUCUAGGUUUUCGUCUCAGUUUAUUCGCCUGUAUGAAAGUCGGAAAUUUUUAAACGAUGUUAGGGCUUACAAUAGUAUGUUUUCAGUGACUUCUUUUGGGGCAAAUGUAGAUGACGACGUCAAUGAUAGUCGUGGCCCAUAUGUUUUUAAGGUCUCCGGACAGAUCAGUGAUAAAAUUGGGUCCCUUUCGGCAGACCCUGCAAAAGGACCGAGGUUUUUGCAACUAUACUUAUUUGAUACGGAUAACGAGGUUGAAAAUCGGUUGAGGGCUUUUGACGGUCCCAGACCGCCGACUUUGGAUUCAACUGUUAUUGAUUAUUUGAGUCGGUUUUUAGCUGAAAGUAAUGAAUACGAUCGUAGAUAUGACCUUCCUUUACCUGGGUCGUUAGGAUGUAUAGUCACCAGCGAUGAUACAACAUCUACCACAUAUGACAUAAUUAUUCACUCACAACAGUGUCAUCCACAGCGCAUCAGUAAGCUCCAUCCCAGCUAUAUGCCUCUACAAUAUUCGCUUUUGUUCCCUUCUGGUGAGGAGGGUUGGUCUCCCCGUUUAAAGCUUGGCAAUCGGAGGGGUGCGAAUGCUCAGAAUCUAACUGUAAAUAUGUAUUAUGCGUAUCAUGUCCAUGCCCGUCAGCAUAUAUGGUCUCCAAUUAUCAACUCAUCACGUCUCUUUCAGCAAUAUUUGGUGAAGGCAUAUACGUGUAUAGAGGAAAGUCGGUUGGAUUACAUUGUAAGACAUCAAUCAAAUCUUCGUUCGGAUUAUGUUAGUGGCCUAUACGAUGCUCUUUCCAAGGGUGAUAGAGAUGUAGGGUCCAUUGGAAAACAGGUUUUUUUGCCAGCAUCAUUCACCGGAGGACCCCGUUUCAUGUACAGUCAUUAUCUAGAUGCUCUAUCCAUAUGUAGGGUGUAUGGUAAUCCACAGUACUUUAUCACCUUUACAUGCAACGUCAAAUGGCCAGAGAUCACCCGGUAUAUGGAAACACAUCAUCAAAUCGAUACCCAUAGUAGAGUGGACAUAAUUAGUCGAGUCUUCAAUAUAAAAGUUCGUGAGUAUAAUCCGGUUUCUUAA